Messenger RNA from Kockovaella imperatae, 550 nucleotides. RefSeq lists its product as hypothetical. The record is from RefSeq and is a predicted model, not a curated record. NCBI's taxonomy places the organism in Eukaryota, Fungi, Basidiomycota, Tremellomycetes, Tremellales, Cuniculitremaceae. Bases 102 to 395 code for a protein of 97 amino acids. The transcript has 4 exons.
CCUGCCUCCCCGCUUGCUGACGGUCCAAUUGUCAAGCUUGAAGACUACCACGAACAUGUCUACUGUGGACAUUCCGGCCGUGAUCAAGAUCUGUGAGAUGGAUGAGGGCUCACACAAGAUGGCAAUGGACAGACGAAGACUGGGUUCAUCGAGCGCGUUUUGCGUACUGUGACAUGAUAAUCGACUCAUGCGGCAGCGAUCAGAGUACAGCUGAACGGCUCCGAAGCGAUCCUUGGCGAUUGCAAACAUACUUGACAAUUUUAUUGAGGAAUCUGUUCUCGGCGUGGCACUCCUCCAUCUUCCUCAGAUUGCAUCAAAGCAAUGAUCGUUGCUCCAGAAGUCGCUCAGUACGAAUAUGGCUCGUUCGUGUCCGACAUCUUUCUACCCAUCUCUGACAAUGCCCAAUGCCCGCAGGUCAAGUGAAUAACGACCUGGGGUGGAACAUAUCGACCUUGUACGCCGAUGGCGUGAGGUUGAGUUCCAUCUUAAAUCCACCCUCAUCCCUUUUCAGAAGGUUUGCUUGAGCCUCUUGAGCACAUGGGUAGGCCUG